Messenger RNA from Cladocopium goreaui, 1845 nucleotides. The record is from the annotation of a GenBank genome assembly. NCBI's taxonomy places the organism in Eukaryota, Dinophyceae, Suessiales, Symbiodiniaceae.
AUGGCAUAUGCGGGGGACGAAGAUGUCCCAGAUGAGAAGAAAGCACCUACAAGUACUGCCUUGGUGCGCGAGGUGUCUUUGGUCGCCCUUCGUCAGUGGCUCCGCGUGCCCGGCAGCGACGUGGAGAAGGCGUUGCGCCGCGCCAUGCGCGCGCGACAUGCGGAGCUCAACCAGGCCACGCGCGCAGCGAUCGCACAGCGGGUGCUGGGCAUAGCGGUUUUCUAUGGACGCUUAGGGCACCUGUUGGAUAGAGCGUUCCGUAGAAACCAGGGAAAUAUUGAUCCUGAGAUUGAAGCGGAAAUGCUUCUGGAACUCUAUGUUGGUCGUGAGCUCCGAGAGGAAGGUGGUUUGACACUUUCGAAUCUUUCGAAUGGUUUGCAAGGUGGGCAAGGUGGGCAUGGUUGUUUGGAUGACGCGGUGGAGUGUAAGCUGCGAGAAGCUGUGAGAGCACCUCUUUUUGAGGCUGACGAGGAACCGCUGUUGGCAGUCCGCCUGGCUACUGCAUGGUCAUUGCCGCUGUGGAUGGCAGAGAGUUGGUUGCAGCAGUUUGGUCCACUCUCGGCAUUUCAACUGGGUCGUGCGAUGUGCCAACCAGCUCGAGUGACGUUGAGGGUCAACACCUUCAAAACCACACGUUUGAAGCUCAUGGAGCUGUUGGCAAACCAUGGUGUUCGCAGUGUUCCAACGGCCGAGAGUCCAGUAGGGCUUUGGUUGCCAGAUGGGCGUCCACCAGCUGGAGGGGUUUGGCAGCUGCCAGGAUAUUCCGAAGGACUUUUUGAAGUCCAAGAUGAGGGUUCGCAGCUCUUAGCCUUAGCGACUGAGGCCAAACCUGGGGACUUAGUGGUCGAUUACUGUGCGGGUCGUGGUGGAAAAACCUGGUUCUUGGCUUCCUUGGUGUCACCAAAUGGAUCGGUUUGUGCCUGGGACAUUGAAGAAGAUCUGCGGAAACAACUUCAAGGGGCCAGAGCCAAAAGGGCGUUGGGUGAGACCAAUCUACACUUACUGGAAGUGCCUCCGAGCAAGCCACACAAUUUACAUGCCGAUGUCGUCUUAGUGGAUGCACCAUGUUCCUCCUCUGGGGUCUUGAGAAGACAUCCCUCCCAACGCUGGGCGUUACGCCUCCAAGAAGUGUCAGAGAUCGCAGAUUUGCAGCUCAGCAUUUUGGAGGAAGCUUCCCAGCUUCUUCGCCCGGGAGGACGCUUGGUCUAUGCCACCUGCUCGUUGAUCCACUUGGAGAACCAAAGCGUUGUAGCUGGCUUUGAAGCGCUCCAACGGGGCUUUGUAAGAUGGCCAUUUCCAAGUGGCAGGCACUGCCGCACGCUGCUGCCGCACGUGGAAGGUACGGACGGCUUCUUCAUGGCCCGCUGGGAGAAAAAAAGUUGCGAAGACUUGAACUUUGCACCGUGUCAGUGGAUGAGCAUGGCAGACUUGGAGGAUAAUCUGGAUGAGGCAGAAAAAGCCUUCGAAAGCCAGUAUGAAAAAGUCGAGCCCUCCCUUCUUGGAGAAGGGACUUACGGCAAGGUCUUCAAGGCCAAAUCCAUUCGCACGGGGGAGCUGGUGGCCAUGAAACAGAUGAAGAUCGAGGGCUCGGAGGAUGGCAUGCCUAGUACGGCUCUUCGAGAGAUUGCUUUGCUCAAGGAGCUAAAAGAUCACCAAAAUAUUGUCAAGCUGAUCAAUAUUUUCUACAAGCCGAACAAGCUGGUCUUGGUCUUUGAGUUUGUUGAGAACGAUUUGAAGAACUAUUUGGAAAGCAGAGGAAAGUCAACCACUGUACCAUCGGAAGAAGACGAGGAACGCACAGAGGAUACAGAGGCUAUCUCAGAACUGACACAGGCCUUGACCUAA